UCACACACACACACUCUCUCCUUAACUGCCGAACUGAUCGGUUCUUUUCCGAACAUCCAGACAGAGGCCGAUCCGCGCUGCCGAUGAUCCCGCUGGAGCCCCACCUGGAGCGGCGGGGGAAGAUGGCUCCGAGGCCGGGCUGUGGGACUUCCUCCGACAGCUGAGCUCCUUCGGCGACGCAACAAUCCCCUCUCUGAUGAGACGAUGAGAACCUACACCCGUGGGGCCCCCACAGUCUUCUUCAUAAAUCUGCUGUGGCCCCUGCUCACUCCAGUGCCCGCAGCCGAGGUGGACCCCACCGGGGGAAUCCCCUUCAUGGGGGGGAACUAUGAUGGUCAUCCCAUGCUGUACUUCGGCCGCGGGGACGUGGAGGAGCUGCAGUACGCCGCGGCGGGGACCCAUCGGGAGAUGGCCCGGAGGAUCCGGGAGGCCGGGGAGACGAUACUGGAGCACCCCGAGGAGUACCUGCCCCCCUGGAGCCCCGCCGAGUUCAGCGCCCGCUGGAACGAGGUCUAUGGGAACAACCUGGGUGUGCUGUCCAUGUUCUGCCUGCUGUACCCGCACAGGGCCGGGGCCCUCGACCUGGCCAAGGACUACAUGGAGAGGAUGGCAGCUCAGCCUAGUUGGUUGGUGAAAGACGCCCCCUGGGAUGAAGUUCCCCUGGCGCACUCGCUGGUUGGCUUUGCCACGGCCUACGACUUCCUGUACGAGUACCUGACCAAAGGCCAGCAGGAGCGUUUCCUGCAGGUCAUAGGCAACGCGUCACGCUUGAUGUACGAGAAGUCCUACGUCCGAGGCUGGGGGUUCCAGUACCUGCACAACCAUCAGCCCACCAACUGCGUGGCUCUGCUCACAGGAAGUCUGGUCUACAUGACACAAGGUUACCUUCAGGAGGCCUAUCUUUGGACCAAGCAGGUUCUGUCCAUCAUGGAGAAGUCCAUGAUCCUCCUGCAGGAUGUGACGGACGGCUCGCUGUAUGAGGGCGUGGCGUACGGGACCUACACCACCCGCUCCCUGUUCCAGUACAUGUUCCUGGUGCAGCGUCACUUUGCCAUCGGCCACUUCAGCCACCCCUGGCUGCUGAAGCACUUUGCCUUCCUGUACAGGACCAUCCUGCCAGGUUUUCAGCGCACUGUGGCGGUGGCGGAUUCCAACUACAACUGGUUCUACGGGCCAGAGAGCCAGCUGGUCUUCCUGGACCGCUACGUGUUGCGUAACGGCAGUGGGAAUUGGCUGGCGGACCUGAUUCAUCAGAACAGGAUUACGGAAGGGCCAGGGCAGGCUGGAAAGGGCCAGCGGUGGUGCACGCUGCACACAGAGUUCCUCUGGUAUGACCCUGGCCUGGUCCCCAAACCCCCAGCAGAUUUUGGAACAUCUCAGCUCCACUAUUUCGAGGAUUGGGGUGUGGUGACGUACGGCAGCACCUUGCCUUCUGGCACCAACCGCUCCUUCCUCUCCUUCAAGUCUGGGAAGCUGGGGGGACGCGCCAUCUUUGACAUUGUUCACAACAACAAGUACAAAGAGUGGAUCAAAGGCUGGAGGAACUUUAACGCGGGACACGAGCAUCCCGAUCAGAACUCUUUCACCUUCGCACCCAACGGUGUCCCGUUCAUCACGGAGGCGCUGUACGGACCCAAGUACACUUUGUUAAACAACGUGCUGUUGUUUGGCUCAGCCCUCUCAGGGAGCUGCUUUAAGCCUUGGGCUGGACAAGUAACAGAAGCCUGCGACUCUAAGUGGUUAAAGUACAAGAUGGGCCUCGCAGCGGAUGCCCAGGGCAGAGUGGAAGCUGCGAUGAGGAGAGAGGGGAUGGUCUUCAUCCGAGGCGAGGCGCAUUCUGCUUACAACCCAGUACUGAAGAUCAGGAACUUCCAGAGAAACCUGCUCCUUCUUCACCCACAGCUUCUGCUCCUGGUCGACCACAUCCACCUGGAGUCAGAGAGCCCGGCCAGGGCCAUGAGCGCCUUUUUCCACAACACGGAGCUGCCAUUUGAGAGCUUGAAGGUGGAUGAUGUUCAUGGAGCGUUUGUAACUCACGGGAAGGACAAAUACAAGAUGUUCUGGAUGGAUGACACAAACUCCAGCAACAAAGGGAUGGUGGGGUACUGGAGCUACCCUCGAGGGUACCCCUAUAACGGCUCCAACUAUGUAAAUGUGACAAUGCCACUGAGGUACCCGCACACAAGGGUGGCCUACAUUUUCUUUGGACCAGGCAUGGAUGUCCAGAGCUUCAGCUUACGUGGAGAUGAUCAGCGGGUGGACAUUUACCUCUCCACCAAAGACCACACCUACACCGUCUACCUUCUGACGGGAGAGGUCACCAGUAAGCCUCUGUUCGCCAUGGUCCUGCUGGACCACCAAAAGAUUGCGUUCGAGAGAGCAGCAGCCGUCGGAGAUGACCCGCCCGCAGAAGUGGAGGAGUACGUCAACGUAAUGGAGGACAACCUCCAGCACGUCAAACCUGUCUUCCAGCAGAUGGAGAGACACAUCCUGGGACGGGUCCUCAACUCCGCCAGCUUCCGCAAGACCGCCGAGCGCCUCCUCCAGUUCUCAGACAAGAAGAAGACAGAGGAGGUCAUCGAGAAGAUGUUUGCCAGGUCCAAGAAACAGAACAAAGGCAAAGGGGGGAGGAGGGCAAACCUCGAGGAGAAGCAGUCCGACAGCCUGCCGGACAUUUUUGCACAGAUAGAGGUCAACGAAAAGAAUCAGAGACAGAGGACAUCAAAGCGUACGUAUGAGGAGAGUCCAGAGGAGGGGGACGCAGAUUCAAGGGCCUUCAUGGAUUAUCCAGAUGGUCAAAGAAACAGGAAGGGGGGCUUUGUUAAGGGCCGCCGGUUUAAGCAGGUUCCCAUGGGGGGGACAGCGAGGAGCGAAGGAGCCUCUGGUACCUCCUCUUACAUCAGACUCUUCCUGCUCCUGAACACCGCCACCUUCUUCUUACUGCUGGCCGUUCUGCUUACGCGCUUUCAGAGGGGGCGGAGCCUGCACACACAGAGGUGCUUCUACGCCAUCGUCUUGAUCGACUGCUUCAUCCUGCUCUACCUCUACUCGUCCUGCUCCCACGUGCAGUGCUGACACCGUGAACACCUCCACCUGACAGGACGCCCCGUGUGUUCAGGGCGAACUGAAAACCCGUUCCACUCCACGCUGAGCCAGGCCUCAUGGCACGCCGUUAAGGCCACUGUUAAACCAAAGCUUUUUGAGAUUCAGUACGGUUCAUGUGUAAAUGUCCUGGAAAACAGCCAAAUUGGAAUAAAAAGAGAGAGCUAAGCGUAUGGAGAUAAGACGUGCUUGGUCAGCUCCACUUUCUGUUCACAUCAGCAGGAUUUUAUUGUCAUUUUCCUUUUCUUGACUGAGCCUCUGAAUAUCAUUGCUUCUGUUAGGAUCUUCUUCUAAUUCCAGUUGAGUUCUAACUAUUGAGCUUUCAGCAUUUGUUACUAGGGUUGUCAAAAAUAAUUGAUACUAAAAAAUUCCAUUAUUGAAAGAUACCAGUUUGCAUCUAAAUCGAUAUGAACCGACCCAUGCACAUCUGUCCAUAUUGUUGCACCACUUCUGACUGCGAUGACAGGCAAUCAGCCCCUCCCUGACCAAAACAGCUUUUAAGCUAACAUGGUGAGUACAUCUCGCCUGGGCUUUAGCCGACCAGGCAAACACAAAGUGCUGCUCGGAUCACACUCCGUUCUACUGCAGGCUCCAUCGGCUAAUGCAACGGUUCCCGGACUUUUCUUGGUGGGCCCCCCUGUGAGUUAAAAGAAAGUUUUCAUGCACCCCUCCAACAAUCAAUUCAACAGUUGACCGAAGUAAAGCCAACUGCAAUAAAACAUAUAACAAUAAAAUUAACUGCAAUCUUCUUUAAAUCACAAAACUACCACUUUUAAAGUGUAAUUGUUUGAAGUUGAACUGUUUAUUUUACUGUGUCAUUGAAUUCAACAUUGUCAUCAAUAUAUAUUUUUUAAAUAACCCAAAAAUUACACUAUGCCCCCCUCUAGGGGGUGCGUCCCCUACUUUAGGAACCACUGGGCUAAUAAAUACUGCAGCGAUGAUGCUUCCCCCUCUUUUAUUUCUCUGUUUAGUGUUAAUAAGAUGAGAUAAAAGGAUUGUCGUAACAUCCUGUUAGUAUUACAACAAAAUGGUGUUGUUUUCUGGACUGAUGCAUGAAUAAUAACGCAGGUUCCUGUGGAGCCAGGCUGAAGCUGACAAUUAGAGCAGCAAAUCGUAGGAAGCUAACCCUAUCCUACCCUGCUGCUGUGUUGGUUCAGGGAAGGAAAUAUGCAGCAAAAUGACCAAAGAGGCAGAAAUUGUACAGGGCUGCAGCUGGAUACAUUUGCCAGGAUCACAUCCUUAUUUGUGUUGUAAAAAUAUUUUUUUGAUGUGCCAGAUCCAUGUUUGUUUGAGUAUGGAAGGGCCCUUUAUUCGUCCCUCAGUCGUAACGUUGAAUUGUAUUGAUAGCAAAUAGGCAGGAAAACGGAAGCCUCAGAGAGGUGUACUGAUCAACCACCAGGAGAAGAGAGUCAGGUCCUAACUGUGUGGUUCAGGUUAGAGUCAAUGAGUCCCGUGUUUGAGGCUAACACACAGAGCUGCUUUUUAAAUAAUCAUUUUAAAUAAAUGAUGCUUACUGGUUCUACAUCCUGUUAUUUUUCAUUGCAUCAAUUUAUCUAAAGGGACUAUACACGUGAAUUGUGUUUCAGAUUAAGCCACAGAAGCUAACUUCCAUGUGCAGCUCCAGGCAGGUUGAUGGAGCACCUUCUAAAUCUAUGAUUCUAAAGUGACUCGGAAGAAGACAUCAUCAUUAAGACGCAACUGACACUGAUCUGUAUAGGACCACGGACAUGAUUGGUUACCAGGCACUGUUUUACGGAUUUAGAGAAAUCCUUAAGGCUUUAAUGCUUUUCAGUUCUAUCAGUCCAGGGUUCCAAACAGGAACUGUUAAAUUUGACUUCCUGAAGGCACCUUCUCUGUCCUCUCACUAGAGCUGUUGUCUAUGCUUCACAGUGUUGCCGUUUCUAUAUUCACCCCAGUUUGUUACCUCUUGUCUCUGUCCUGACAUGACAAAGUUUAUUUUUAUAUUAUGCGGCAGAUUUUUGAUUUGAUACGCAAAAAAAAUGCUUAGCUUCUGUAAUCCUAAUGAUGCAAGAGUCUGAAUUGUAAUAUGGCUCAAUUCCUAGAAUCCCUGAGUAUUUUUGUAACAGUGGCCCUAACUGUGUCAGGAUCUGCCUCAGGAAUGUUUGUUCAGGAACUACAACUGAUUCCAUGUAGGGAUUGAUGAAUGGCUGAGAUAAAAGCGGGCCAGCCUGGAUCAACGAAGCUUCUGUGGAGCUUCAGAGCCAUGUCUGUGUUCCCAGGAUCCAGG
Molecule: messenger RNA, 5350 nt
Organism: Fundulus heteroclitus (mummichog)
Lineage: Eukaryota; Metazoa; Chordata; Actinopteri; Cyprinodontiformes; Fundulidae
Gene: dse
Product: dermatan sulfate epimerase
Exons: 6
Coding region: 205-3075 (956 amino acids)
Molecular function (GO): chondroitin-glucuronate 5-epimerase activity
Source: RefSeq, a predicted model, not a curated record